ACGUGCUGUUGUAUUCUUAGAAACGAUUAAAAUUCAUCGUGGAGUGAUAAAAAAAAAAAAACCCGUCUGUGUAUAUAUAUAUUUGAAGAACAGUGGGUUUGGAUCAGUUAUCGUUAGAAAGGAUAUCCUAUACUACCGAACACUUAUAACUGUCUAGAGGAUCAUAAACCGUGUUGUUAUAUAUAUAUAUAUUAAGUAGUGUAUAAAAGUCUAGCUUCUAAAGAUUGUUUAGAUAUUGAAGUGAAUAGUAAUAAUAUAUGUCAUAAACGUUGAUAUAAGUUAUUUAUAUUCUUAAAGCAAGUUUUUGUACACAGAUUUCACCGUGGUAGUAACAGCCAGAGACAGAAAAGUGUUUGAAAUGGCAUCUGUAGUGAUGCCGCAGAGUUUUUGUACCAAGCGAAGAAACAGUCAGACAUUAGCCCCUCUGAUAAUGCCACCCAGAGACGUGCAGUUUCCAUCAGAUUACGACGAUGUAGCUGAAGAAGGGAAAAUGUUGUUCAAUAGAUUUGUUUUAUUUCGUAUGGAACAGGAGCAAGUUGAAGAUAAUAAACAACAGGCUGCAAUAUCAGAUGAAACAUAUAUUGAUCCUAUGUGGAUAAAAGCUGGUAGAGAAUUAAGGAUAAUGGCUGAUGAAUUUGCUAGAACCAGAAGUAGAGAAGAGAUUGGUGUAGAAAAUAUAACAUAUGAACAAUUUAAAGAAUUACUAUCAGAAUUAUUUAGUCAGGGACAUAUCACUAAGGAACGUGUAAUGAUGUUGUUUUUCUUCUGUUCUGAUGUGGCUGUAAGAACAGUGUCCUGUAGUGUAGAAAUGUGUAAACGCUUUAUGCACUGGUCUCUAACAUUUAUUACUCAAUGUGUAUGUAGAUGGGUCAGAGAAAAUGGCGGUUGGGAAGAUGUUUUAGUAGUAGAUAGAAUGCCAACUCUAAGACCCGUUCUGGCUGCUGGUGCUGUCUGUUGCGUAGUAUAUUUUGCUGUUAAAUACUAUAAGUCCUAGCUUCUCGGAACGCACCUGUAAAGACAGACAGCGAUGAUGUUGAGGAACGCUAAACCAUACGGGUCUUCUAAAGGAUAGGCCUACUCCUUUAUGUACAUCUGACAGUAUUACUGGAAUCAGACAACAGACUGAUUCUUUUGUGAUCUCAUUGUUUAAAAAUGGCUCAACAAUUUGUUUAUAGUCUUAAUAGAAGUUUCGUUUCAAGAAGACUAAGCGUGUUUUCGAUUGUGUUCAUUAUUUACAGUCAAUUUCAGUACAUGUAUAUGUGUUUAUGUGUUUGUGUUUAUGUAUUUCUAUGAGGCACCCAGUUCAAUGAAUUUUAAAGGACAAGAAUCGGUGAAUUGGAAUAGCUGAUGACAAUGACAGUUGUCUUUGAAAAUAAAUAAUUGACGUUCAUUCAUUGUAUAACGAUAAUUGAAAAUAUAUGGACCAAAAUGAUUAUAAUGGGUAUUGAUAAUGGGCAAUAAUAGACAACUCUCACGUUCAAUGUUAUCUAUAUUUAUACAUGCAAUGGUGAAUAUUUUGAUCUCAAUAUUUUGUAAUAAUAAAUUAUUACAUAUAU
Lottia gigantea (owl limpet) is the source of this 1556-nucleotide messenger RNA. RefSeq lists its product as hypothetical. The record is from RefSeq and is a predicted model, not a curated record. Gene Ontology annotation, biological process: extrinsic apoptotic signaling pathway in absence of ligand; intrinsic apoptotic signaling pathway in response to DNA damage; regulation of apoptotic process. Gene Ontology annotation, molecular function: protein homodimerization activity; protein heterodimerization activity. Lineage: Eukaryota; Metazoa; Mollusca; Gastropoda; Lottiidae. Bases 359 to 994 code for a protein of 211 amino acids. The transcript is spliced from 4 exons. Gene Ontology annotation, cellular component: mitochondrial outer membrane.